Molecule: messenger RNA, 900 nt
Organism: Postia placenta MAD-698-R-SB12
Lineage: Eukaryota; Fungi; Basidiomycota; Agaricomycetes; Polyporales; Adustoporiaceae
Exons: 5
Coding region: 1-900 (299 amino acids)
Molecular function (GO): oxidoreductase activity
Source: RefSeq, a predicted model, not a curated record
AUGUCACAGACAUUGCGUCUCGACCAGCUCUUCAACCUCCACGGCCGUGUGGCUCUCGUCACAGGCGGGGGGACAGGCAUCGGAUGGAUGAUUGCCGAGGGGCUCGCGGUGAACGGCGCGAAGGUCUAUAUUACAGGCCGUCGCAAGCAGGUGCUCGAGCAAGUAGCGGGCAAGUUCGCGCAAGAGAACAAGGGCGAUGGCUCGAUCGUUCCUCUUGUCUUGGAUGUUACCGACAAGAAGAGUAUUCAAGCUGCCCAAGAGCUUAUUGCCGCGAAGGACGGCAGGCUGCAUAUUCUCGUCAACAACGCGGGUCAGACAGGGCCUCUCGUGCCCUUCCUGAAUGACCCAAAUGCGCCGGAGCACAAGAGCCCCGAAACGCUCGGGCGCGCGCUGUUCGACGCCGCGUCAUACGAUGACUGGGCGGGUGUGUUCGGCGUAAACACCUUCUCGAUAUACUUCCUCACCACCGCCUUCCUCGGGCUGCUCGCCACGGGCAGCGCGGACGUCCCCGGCUACACCUCCAGCGUCAUCAACAUCACCAGCAUCAGCGGCUUCAACAAGAUCGCCCAGUGCCAGGUCGCGUACAACACGACCAAGUCCGCAGCGAACCACCUCACCAAGAUGUUCGCGACAGAGCUCGCGCUGAAGAAGAUCCCCGUGCGCGUGUGCGCCGUUGCACCCGGUGUGUAUGAGUCGGAGAUGACGUACCCGCACAUCCCCCCGGAGAUGGUAGACAAGGUCGGCAAGAACAUCGUCCCAGUGCCCGCGCACAGGGCCGGAACGGCGCAAGAGAUGGCGGGGACUGUGAUAUAUCUUGUGUCCCCCUCCGGGUGUUACACGAACGGCCAAGAGAUCAUUGUCGACGGCGGGUACACCGCAGUGAACCCAGCUACCCGUUGA